UAUCCAAUUUUCCCGCCAACUCCUGGAACCCUGAUCCAAAAUCGACAGGUAAGAGAAGAAAAGAAAACGCGUAAGGAGAAUCAGACGAGAAGAAAUUUUUACCCCGCCAUGAAAGUCCGUACAGUGAAGCUUCGGGAAGUCCAUAAGGCCAGCGGCAGCGGUGGCCACCCCUCCUUCUGCUCCAUCCUGUGGGACCACCAGGCUCACCAUCUUGUUACCGCCUCCUCUGCGGAUCCCACAAUCUCCGUUCACGACCCUCUGCUUCCUUCCUGUGCCCCAAAGAUUAUACGCGACCACCGUGAUGGCGUCACAGCUCUCGCACUCAGUCCUAACUCCACCUGCCUCGCCUCCGGAUCUGUGGAUCACUCCGUCAAACUCUAUAAGUUUCCAAGUGGACAACUUGAAACUAAUAUCACCAGAUUCACACUGCCAAUUCGUGUCCUUGCCUUUAAUAAAUCAGGGAGCAUGCUGGCAGUUGCUGGUGAUGAUGAGGGCAUCAAGCUUAUCAAUACAAUUGAUGGUUCAAUUGCCAGGGUUCUCAAAGGCCAUAGAGAGACUGUCACUGGCCUGGCUUUUGAUCCAAAUAGUGAAUAUUUGGCUUCAAUUGAUUCAAGAGGAACUGUCAUAUACUGGGAACUCCAAUCUGGAAUCAUGUUACAUACCCUUCAGUGCAAAGCUCCUAAUACUAGUUCUAACCUUUCCACCAUGAAUGUACUUAGCUGGAGUCCUGAUGGAGAGAUUUUAGCUGUCCCUGGUGUGGACAACAACGUGGUGAUGUACGAUAGAGACACAGCUGAAAAGCUUUUUGAAUUGAAAGGCGAACAUAUAAAACCCGUAUGUUUCUUGUCUUGGUCACCCAAUGGCAAAUACAUGGCCACUUCUAGUUUGGAUAGGCAGGUUCUGAUUUGGGAUGUUGAUAAGAAGCAGGACAUUGAUAGGCAAAAAUUUGAUGACAUCUUAUGCUGUAUGGCAUGGAAGCCAAUUGGUAAUGCAUUGGCUGUUAUUGAUGUUACCGGAAAGUAUGGUGUGUGGGAAUCAGUGGUUCCUUCCUCAAUGAAAUCCCCAACAGAAAAUAUUCCAAAUUCUCAAUCAAAGAAAAGCAGUGGGUUCCUUUUAUUUGAUGAGGAGGAGCAGGAACCUAGUGUAUCUGGCAAUUUAAGUGACCUUGGUGAAUCUGAGCCAUCUAGCCGGAAGAGAUCCCGAAAGCCAUCAGUAUUCGAAGAAGAUAAUGAUGAAGAUGUUGACAAUGGAUGGAGCCUGCUUCCGAAGACUGAAUCCCUGAGGAAAUCACGUGUCAGCAAAGAAAGCUUGGACAAUGGACCCGGGAGACUCAGAAGUGACAUGCAGGAAUCUUUUCAGCCAGGUGCAACUCCUGUACAGCCAGGAAAAAGGCGCUUUUUGUGCUACAAUAUGCUCGGAAGUAUCACCACAGUUGAACAAGAUGGAUACUCCCACAUAGAAAUAGAUUUUCAUGAUACUGGCAGAGGUCCACGAGUUCCAUCCAUGACAGACUAUUUUGGUUUCACUAUGGCUUCAUUGAAUGAAAGUGGAAGUGUAUUUGCAAAUCCUUGCAAGGGUGAGAAUAGUAUGAGUACUCUCAUGUAUAAGCCCUUCAGCAGCUGGGCAAAUAACAGUGAGUGGUCUAUGCGAUUUGAAGGAGAAGAAGUGAAGGCUGUUGCACUUGGUACAGCUUGGGUGGCUGCAGUUACUAGUCUAAAUUUUCUUCGAAUAUAUACUGAUGGUGGUUUACAGAGAGAUAUUCUUUGCCUUGAUGGUCCGGUGGUGACUGCAUCAGGCUUCAAAGAUGAACUUGCAGUUGUUACUCAUCUUUCUGACUGUGCUUCCUCAAGUGAUCAGAUGCUAGAGUUCAGAGUAUUGAAUAUAUCUAGAGGGACCCAGCCAUUUAAAGGACGCCUUCCAUUGACUCCAGGUUCAUGUCUAUCCUGGUUUGGCUUUAGUGAAGAAGGGCAAUUAAGUUCUUAUGAUUCCAAGGGUGUGUUAAUGGUCUUUACAAGCCAAUAUGGUGGUACUUGGCUGCCAGUCUUCAGCAGUGGUAGCAGAGACAAGUCAGAUGAAAACUACUGGAUGGUUGGCUUGAAUGCACAAAAGUUGUUCUGUAUUGUUUGUAAAAAGCCUGACUUAUUUCCACAGGUGGUGCCCAAACCGGUUCUCAGUCUAUUGGAUCUUUCCGUUCCUCUUGCCUCAUCUGAUUUGGGAAAAGAAACCCUUGAAAAUGAGUUUGUGUUGAACAAUAUGCGACUCUCACAGAUCCAAGGAAAAAUCAAAGAAAUGGAAGUGGAGGGUAUGGAUACCACUACACUUGUUGAUGAGGCUUUCGACAUGGAAGUGGCUCAAGAUAGAUGCAUCUUGAAACUUAUUGGAUGUUGUUGCACAGGUGAUAAGUUAGAGAGAGCUGCUGAACUUGCUAAGCUUUUGUCCCUGGAUAGUCAUCUGGAAGGUGCAAUAAAACUUGCUACGCGUCUGAAACUUCCUAAAUUGGCCGAGGAGUUCAACAACAUACUCGAGGAAAGGUUGCUCAACAAGUCCAAGGGGCCUCUACCUACACCACUUCCAAACCCGAAUGGCAAUGUAAACACAGCAGCCGACGUUGCAGUCAGUAAAACCACAUCAUCCGAAAGAAGCAAAAAAGCUGAACCACCUACUCCAUCAGUGUCACCUAAAUUAUCAGCCCCACUGUUUGUAAGGAAAGGCAUUAAACCUGUCAAGGAAAAUGGCUGUCAAAACAGAAGUGCAGACGGGGAGGGCAGCAAAGAUGUCAACGAAAUAGAGAAGGUGGCGGGAGACAUGAGUGGUGUAGAAGAAGUAAAAAAAGUCAGCAAUCCAUUUUUAAAGUCUUCUAGCAGUGAAGAGAAGGCAAAGAAGUCAGUAGAGAUAAACCAGGUCAAAGCUCAACGCCCCUCUAAUCCAUUUUUGAAAUCAUCCGUCAAGUGAAGUGUAGCUUGGGUUGUUUUGCUUAUGAAUUAAUUUAAGCCAGAAGAGAAAAAGAAGAGAGGAACAAACAUAGUUGUACAGUGCUGUGGUACUAGAAGCAAAAGCAAUUAUGGUCUAUUUGAGAAAUGUAAGCAGGACUUUAAUUCGCAACUCCCACUCAUAAGAGUAACAUUCUAAGAGA
Messenger RNA from Tripterygium wilfordii, 3133 nucleotides. Its product is annotated as WD repeat and HMG-box DNA-binding protein 1-like. Gene Ontology annotation, molecular function: protein binding; chromatin binding. Gene Ontology annotation, cellular component: nuclear replication fork. Gene Ontology annotation, biological process: DNA-templated DNA replication; mitotic cell cycle; DNA repair. Lineage: Eukaryota; Viridiplantae; Streptophyta; Magnoliopsida; Celastrales; Celastraceae. The transcript is spliced from 12 exons. Bases 109 to 2952 code for a protein of 947 amino acids. The record is from RefSeq and is a predicted model, not a curated record.